This is a messenger RNA of Anthonomus grandis grandis, 878 nucleotides long. It is a transcript of the gene l(2)efl, whose product is annotated as protein lethal(2)essential for life. NCBI's taxonomy places the organism in Eukaryota, Metazoa, Arthropoda, Insecta, Coleoptera, Curculionidae. The coding region runs from base 151 to 810 and encodes 219 amino acids. Gene Ontology annotation, biological process: response to heat; protein refolding. The record is from RefSeq and is a predicted model, not a curated record. The transcript has 5 exons. Gene Ontology annotation, molecular function: protein folding chaperone.
GGUAAACGCCUAACGCCGCGAUGUUUUCAUUAGUGAUGAAAUCAUUCUGAAUCAUGAAACUCAGUAUUUAAGUUUUGUACGUGGGCCUUUCGAGUUUAGUAGAGAAUUUCCUUUGAAAAGUAACCGAGUUCUUGUGAAUUUAUAUCGAAGAUGUCUGUGGUGCCACUGCUUUACCGCGACUGGUGGGAUGACGAAGACUGGUUCACACGUCCAUCCCGUCUCCUGGAUCAGCACUUCGGAGUUGGCCUACGCAGAGACGACCUUCUGAACUCUUUCAGAACAUUCCCCAGAAGUUCGGCGCUAAGGAAUUACGUGCGACCCUGGAACACCAGCAGCGUGCUCCAGAGACAAGAAUCCGGAUCGACCAUACAGCAGGACCAAGACAAGUUUCAGCAAGCCGAAAUAACAGAAGUACAAACUAACCAGGGACCCACUGCCAACACAUGCGUUUGCAGAUCAAAAGACAAUUUUGAGGUGAUCCUGGAUGUCCAGCAGUUCGCCCCGAACGAAAUCACCGUGAAAACCACCGGGAAUAGCAUCACGGUCGAAGGGAAACACGAAGAGAAACAGGACGAGCACGGAUUUAUUUCCAGACAUUUCGUGAGGAGAUACGUGCUGCCCAGCGACCACGACAUCGAGCAAGUGGUGUCCUCUUUGUCUUCCGAUGGUAUUUUAACGGUGAUCGCCCCUAAGAAGUCUGAUAAACCCAAGAAUACCGAUCGUGUAGUUCCGAUUCAGCAAACCGGACCGGCUAAGUCCACGGUUACCUCGUCCACACCCGAACCAAAAAUCGACCAACCCUCCAACUAAACCAACAACUCUUGCUUUUUUUUAUUUAUUAAUUAUUUUAUGUUUGAAAAUAAAUAUAUUUUAAUAUA